This is a messenger RNA of Sparassis crispa, 1839 nucleotides long. RefSeq lists its product as hypothetical. The record is from RefSeq and is a predicted model, not a curated record. The transcript is spliced from 3 exons. Lineage: Eukaryota; Fungi; Basidiomycota; Agaricomycetes; Polyporales; Sparassidaceae. The coding region runs from base 1 to 1839 and encodes 612 amino acids.
AUGCCCGUGGUAGUGCCAGCAUUGCGGGUCUGCUAUGUAUUUCUCAAUGUCUUCGAGACGUUCAAGACCCUGAGACUUCCUCCGCCUUCUACGCGCAAUGGCGGACAGCCCAGUGCUCGCGCCGUGAGUCAGAGAAAGCGUGCUAUGAAGGGUUGUAUGGCCGUCUGGAUAGUAUGGUGCUGUUUCUCAUUGUACGAAAGAUUACUAGAUGGUGUAGUCAGGGUUUUCAUUCCUUUUUACGACGAGAUAAAGUCUCUUGUCUUGCUUUUCUUCCUAUUAACUCGCGCCCGGGGGGCUGAGCCCAUAUAUCUGCAUUGUCUUCGCCCUCUCAUCAAACCUCAUGUCGCGACGUUGGACGCUUUCUUGGAAUUCGGAACAUCUCUUGGCGACUUGAUGUUGCUAUUGUCAGCUAUUCCAGUCGACUUCCUUAGGGACGUCUACCGCCGAUGGUACCCUUCACCUCCUGCUUACUCGCGGGGCGAAUAUAAGAAUUCGACCCGCAGCUCUGCCUCUUCGGUCAAACAGGCAGUCGGUGGACCAGAACGUCCUGCCAAUGAUUACGACGUAGGCAAACGUCCAUAUCCACCAGACGGGGGUUCGAGGAGUGCACCAGAGCCUUCGUCGUACCAGAUAUGGUAUCCUCCACCUGCUUCCUACGACGCUCCUCCCCCAUCUUCCUACGGUGCUCCGGUCAUCAAUCCUCUUUCAGGACUACCCACGCCUCCAACUGAGAAUCCUCCCACAUAUGCCAUUGCCGUUUCAUCGGGAACAGCGUCGACGGAUGAGUGGAGACAAUACCCUCCUUUCCCUUCAGCGUAUCCUCCGACCCCGUUACCCACAUCUUCAAAACUGGCUUCUGUCAUUGUCGCUCCCGUUCCCGUACGACCCUCCAGUGGCGUGCCAUUCUCGGAUAUUCCCGAAGAACUUAUGGAGCGCGAGGAUCCUGCUGUGUUUCCCAACGUUAGUGCACACACAGCCCCAUUGAACCAGCAGGAUUUUCAGAGGUCGCUCCAGUUGCCGCGUGAGUUAUCGAAUCCCAACUCCGAUGGCGGCUUGAGCGACGACGACGAUAUGCAUGGGAUUCAAUCCGAUCAUGAUGUUGCUAUGAGCGCUGAUGAGGCUAUGGACGAUAUCGUGGAGGAAGAGGAGGACGACUUUGACGUGACUUUGCGCACGCCUUAUUCGUUGCGUCAACGUAUAGUGCCCCCGCCAAUCAUCUUACUUCCUUCGAUAUCAAUCGACAGCCAGGCCAGCAAGUCAACACGACUAAGCACUACUGACGACGGGUCCUCAUUACGCACUAGGACGAACUCCGACGCGUCUGUAGCGCGAUCUGAUACUUCGUCGGUGACUGGUCGCAAGCGUCGUCUGCUACACCCUGAGGAUGGGGAUGUGAAGAGACGAACCAGGUCCAUGGGGAAGCCUCAACCGUCGAAGCUACCAUUGCACGUGAAACCACGAGCUGCUCCUCGAGUCCCAGAAAUUGCGCAGGAUUCAUCUGCUAGCACUGACACCGAAGACACAGGCACGACCGAUAGCGAUAUCAGCAACAGUGCAUCCGUGCAGCACAAGAGGCGAAAAGUCGCAUUACCCCCGGAAUUGCCACGUGCAGUCUCCAAGCCAAUAGCCACGACGAGAACAAGGACGAAGGUAUCGAGUACGACUCGUACUAGUAAGGCAGGUACAGUCCCUACCCGCCCUCGUUCCACUCGUUCGUUGGCACAUCUAGCAGGCAGUCGAGAGAACGCCACCUCUCUGCCAUUACGGAAUGUUGCUGCAGGCAAACCAGGUGGGAGCAGGACUUCCAACAUGGCGGUGGGGAAGAAGAGUGUGGCAUAG